AUGGCCGACAAGAGGGAGAAGCAGCAGCAACAGCAGCGCAAGGCCAAGACUAUAGUCUUCCUCCACCCCGACUUGGGCAUUGGCGGCGCCGAGCGCCUAGUCGUCGACGCAGCCGUCGGUCUCCAGAACCGCGGUCACAAAGUCGUCAUCUUCACGAGCCACUGCGAUCCAAGCCAUUGCUUUGACGAGGCACGCAAUGGCACCCUCGACGUACGCGUUCGCGGAAACUCCAUCAUCCCCUCCUCCAUCCUCUCGCGCUUCAGCAUCCUCUGCGGUAUUCUACGACAGCUACACCUGAUUCUGCAGAUCCACUUCACCUCCGAGCUGGCCGAAAUCGCACCCGAUGCCUUCUUCGUCGACCAGCUGAGCGCCGGCCUUCCGCUGCUGCAGUACCUCUACCCUCGCGGUCGCAUCUUCUUCUACUGCCACUUCCCCGACCUGCUGCUCGUCCAGGGCCGCCAGAAGAUCUGGAAGCGCGCCUACAGAAUACCCUUUGACUGGCUCGAGCAGUGGAGCAUGAGCUUCGCCGAUGCCAUUGCCGUGAACUCCAACUUCACCAAGGGCGUCGUGGGCAGGACCUGGCCCAGCCUGGCGAGCAAGAGGGAGCUUCAGACGGUAUACCCAUGUGUCGACACCAACAACAAGAAGAGCCCGGAGGUUGAGGACGGCAAGCCGUUGUGGAAGGGAAAGAAGUUCCUGCUCAGCAUCAACCGUUUUGAGCGGAAGAAGGACGUUGCCCUGGCCAUCAAGGCCUACGCCGGAUUGAGCAAGGAAUCGCGCCGAGGCGUGCGCCUGGUUGUUGCCGGCGGAUACGACAACCGCGUCGCCGAGAAUGUGGGCUAUCACAACGAGCUGGUCGGCUUGGCAAACUCGCUCGGCCUAAGCAACAUGACCGCCAAGACCAUCGUCACGGCCCUCGAAGUGCCCGACGACGUCGAGGUCCUCUUCCUCCUCUCCGUUCCCAACCUGCUCAAAGAGAUGCUGCUCGCCUCUACUCAGCUUCUCGUCUACACGCCGGCAAACGAGCACUUUGGCAUCGUGCCCCUGGAAGCUAUGCUGGCUGGUGUUCCGGUCCUGGCCGCGGACACCGGCGGGCCUACCGAAACCGUGGUUGAGGGCGAGACGGGCUGGCUCAGAUCGCCUGCUGACGUUGGCAAGUGGACCGAGGCUAUGGAAACGACUCUGAACAAGCUCUCCAAGGAGCAGCUGGCCAAGAUGUCGCAAGCUGGAGUCUCCAGGGUCAAGAACAAUUUUGGCGACGUCCAGAUGGCGGAGCGGAUAGAUCACAUCAUCGAUCAGAGCCUGGAAGUAAAGAAGAGAUCUGGCUCCUACAUGCCAAUUGCGCUUCUUGGUCUGAGCGUGCUUGGACUACUUGGAGCUGGUCUCGCCAUCGUGGCCCGGGUAUAG
This is a messenger RNA of Neoarthrinium moseri, 1407 nucleotides long. RefSeq lists its product as uncharacterized. Gene Ontology annotation, molecular function: alpha-1,3-mannosyltransferase activity; GDP-Man:Man(1)GlcNAc(2)-PP-Dol alpha-1,3-mannosyltransferase activity. The transcript has 2 exons. NCBI's taxonomy places the organism in Eukaryota, Fungi, Ascomycota, Sordariomycetes, Amphisphaeriales, Apiosporaceae. Bases 1 to 1407 code for a protein of 468 amino acids. The record is from RefSeq and is a predicted model, not a curated record.